CACUCCUUGCUCGCCCGGGCAGGCAGGACAGGCUGAAAAUAGAAACUGCUUCCAAAAAGAUAAAGGGGAUGACUCCAGCAGAGCACCCCACUCCUUUGAAGAGCUCAAAGGAAGAUGUCAGACCAAUUUCUUCCUAUAGCAACACCGCCUACCCAGAAGCCCCCUCGGAUCAUCCGCCCCCGCCCUCCCUCUCGACCACGGGCUGCCCAGUCCCCAGGGCCCCCCCACAACGGCUCCUCUCCACAAGAACCUCCCAUCACCUCCAAUGAUGCACCAACCCCAAUAUCCACCCCCAUCUUCUGGGAGCCCCCAGCCUCGUCCCUCAAGCCCCCUGCCCUUCUGCCCCCUUCAGCUUCUAAAGCCAGCCUCGACUCCCAGAAUUCCCCAGACUCACCUUCCAGCACACCCAGUCCAUUGUCCCGGCGCUCCAUCUCCCCAGAACCUGCUCCCAGGUCUCCAGUCCCUCCACCCAAACCCUCUGGGUCACCCCGCACACCUCUGCCCCUGCCUCACACAGCCCCUAGCGUCCUGGCCCAGGAUGGCUCUGCCUCGGCUUCAGGCACUGUGAGGAGAUUGGCUGGUAGGUUUGAGUGGGGGGCUGAAAGCAAGGUCCAGGCUGCAGAUACCAUGGAGCCAGCUCCCCAAGGGGGAGUGGAUGUGAACGGGGAGAGAGAGACCCAGAGAGAGACUCCCCAGGGCAUCUUCACUGGAAGGGAAUCCCAGGAGAAUGGUGGUCCGGAUGCUUCCCUGACCUGCCCUCCCUGCUGCCCCUGUGUCUGCCAUGUAGCCCGGCCUGGCCUGGAGCUUCGAUGGAUCCCUGUGGGGGGCUAUGAGGAUGGUCCCAGGGCCCCCUGCCGAGCCUCCCCACUGCGGACCUCUCGCUCCCGCUCCAACCCUCCUAGCGUCAGUCACCCCCCAGUGGUCCUCACUUCCUACCGCUCCACUGCUGAGCGAAAACUUCUGCCACCUCUCAAACCUCCGAAACCAACUCGGGUCAAGCAAGAUGCCACCAUCUCUGUGGAUCCCCCACAACAAGAUCUUGAUCUGCCCUCUGAAGAUGGAAUCCAAAUAGGAAACAGUCUGGAUGAAGCUCCUCAGAAUGCUCCUCCAACAGCCAUGGAGGGCAGGGAUGAAGAAGGACUGGAGGAGCUAAAAGAGCAGAACUGGGAGCUGCCCUUGCAGGAUGAGCCCCUAUACCAGACCUACCGAGCAGCUGUGCUGUCAGAGGAGCUGUGGGGAGUCAGUGAUGAUGGAGGUCCCUCUCCAACAAAUCAUGGAGAAACUACCACCUUCGCCCGGCCCCCUGGACCUCGCAACACUCUGUGGCAGGAGCUUCCAGCUGUGCGAGCCAGCGGCCUCCUGGACACCCUCGGUCCCCAGGAAAAGCGCAUGCAGGAGAGUCUGUUUGAGGUGGUGACAUCUGAGGCCUCCUACCUGCGCUCCCUGCGGCUGCUGACUGACACCUUUGUGCUGAGCCAGGCUCUCAGGGACACGCUCACCCCCCGGGAUCACCACACCCUCUUCUCCAAUGUUCAGAGAGUUCAAGAAGUCAGCGAGCGGUUUCUAGGGACAUUAUUGUCCCGUGUGCGCUCUUCCCCCCACAUCAGUGACCUGUGUGACGUGGUGCAUGCCCAUGCCGUGGGUCCUUUCUCAGUGUAUGUGGAUUAUGUGCGGAACCAGCAGUAUCAGGAGGAGACCUACAGCCGCCUUAUGGACACGAAUAUGCGCUUCUCCGCGGAGCUGCGCCGGCUGCAGAGCCUCCCCAAGUGCGAGAGGCUCCCGCUGCCGUCCUUUCUGCUGCUGCCCUUUCAGCGCAUCACGCGACUCCGCAUGCUGCUGCAGAAUAUCCUGCACCAGACAGAGGAGGGGUCCAGCCGCCAGGAGAAUGCCCAGAAGGCCCUGGGUGCUGUCAGCAAGAUCAUUGAGCGUUGCAGUGCCGAGGUGGGGCGCAUGAAGCAGACUGAGGAGCUGAUCCGGCUCACCCAGAGGCUGCGCUUCCACAAAGUCAAGGCCCUGCCUCUGGUUUCCUGGUCAAGGCGCCUGGAAUUGCAGGGAGAGCUGACGGAGUUAGUGUGCCGGAGGGGAGGCGUGCUCUUCACCUCGCGCCCCCGCUUCACACCCCUCUGCUUGUUGCUCUUUAGCGACCUGCUACUCAUCACUCAGCCUAAGAGUGGGCAGCGGCUACAGGUUCUGGACUAUGCCCAUCGCUCCUUGGUUCAGGCCCAACAGGUUCCAGACCCAUCUGGACCCCCUACGUUCCGCCUUUCCCUUCUCAGCAACCACCAGGGCCGCCCUACCCACCGGCUACUUCAAGCUUCGUCCCUAUCAGACAUGCAGCGCUGGCUGGGAGCCUUCCCCACCCCAGGCCCCCUUCCCUGCUCCCCAGAUACCAUCUAUGAGGAUUGUGACUGUUCCCAGGAUCUGUGUUCAGAGUCUUCUGCACCAGCCAAGACCGAGGGACGGAGUCUGGAGUCCAGGGCUCACCCAAAGCACCUGCACAAGAGCCCUGAAGGCUGGCUAAAGGGACUUCCUGGGGCCUUCCCUGCCCAGCUGGUGUGUGAAGUCACAGGGGAACACGAAAGGAGGAAGCACCUUCGCCAGCACCAGAGGCUCGUUGAGGCAGUUGGGCCCUCUUCAAGCAACCCCAGUGCCCCCCAACCCUAAUGCAGGCUGGGGAGGGGGUACAAGUUAAGACAGCUGGCGGUGUGGCAUGGAGAGGACAAAGCUCAUCCAUUCACUGGGUUAGCUGUCAGUGGAAGCACUACCUCUAGUGGCAUCCAAUAGGGACCAAGCUUCAGGACAAGGCAGCCAAUGCAAACACGACUGUCUGAGCCCAAGC
Pteropus alecto (black flying fox) is the source of this 2839-nucleotide messenger RNA. It is a transcript of the gene ARHGEF15, whose product is annotated as Rho guanine nucleotide exchange factor 15. Gene Ontology annotation, molecular function: guanyl-nucleotide exchange factor activity. Lineage: Eukaryota; Metazoa; Chordata; Mammalia; Chiroptera; Pteropodidae. The transcript is spliced from 16 exons. Gene Ontology annotation, biological process: activation of GTPase activity. The record is from RefSeq and is a predicted model, not a curated record. Bases 115 to 2664 code for a protein of 849 amino acids.